Molecule: messenger RNA, 1532 nt
Organism: Manihot esculenta (cassava)
Lineage: Eukaryota; Viridiplantae; Streptophyta; Magnoliopsida; Malpighiales; Euphorbiaceae
Product: UDP-glycosyltransferase 86A2
Exons: 2
Coding region: 26-1441 (471 amino acids)
Molecular function (GO): UDP-glycosyltransferase activity
Source: RefSeq, a predicted model, not a curated record
UCCUGCAAUAACGGCCUCGUUAAAAAUGGCGGACAAUAAGCACAAGAAGCCUCAUGCAAUCAUCAUCCCUUAUCCUCUCCAAGGUCAUGUAAACCCAGCUGUCCACCUUGCUCUGAAGUUAGCUUCUCAAGGUUUCACCAUCACCUUCGUCCACACAGACUCCAUCCACUACCACACCUCCAAAGCCCAUCCCAAUACCGGUCUAGAGUUGUUCGCCAAGGUCCCCGAAUCAGGUCUCGACAUCCGCUACACCACCAUCUCUGAUGGGCUUCCUGUUGGGUUCGACCGAUCAUUGAACCAUGAUCAGUUCUGCGCAGCUCUAUUGCAUGUGUUCUCAGCCCAUGCAGAGGAGAAGGUGGCUGAGAUUGUUGCUUCUGGAGAAGAUGUUCAUUGUCUGAUUGCUGAUACCUUCUUUGUAUGGCCUUCAAAGGUUGCCAAAAAAUUUGGCCUCGUUCAUGUUUCCUUCUGGACAGAACCUGCUUUGGUAUUUACUUUGUAUUAUCAUAUGGAUCUUCUAAGAUUAAAUGGUCAUUUUGAUUGCCCAGAUCGUCGGGAGGAUGCCGUAAAUUACAUACCAGGAGUGAAGACAAUACAACCAAAGGAUUUGGUUUCCUAUCUACAAGAAACAGAUGCUACAUCUGUUUGUCACCAAAUUCACAAGAAUUGCUUCAAUGACACUAAAAAUUCAGAUUUUGUUUUAUGCAAUACUGUGCAAGAACUUGAAUCUGAUACAAUAUCAGCUCUCCAAGCCAAAAUUCAAUUCUAUGCAAUUGGACCCAUUUUUCCAAAUGACUUUUGCACCACCGUUGUAGCCACCAGCCUGUGGUCCGAGUCACCAUGCACCCAGUGGCUAGAUAAACAGCCCAUCGGCUCGGUGUUGUAUGUAUCAUUUGGUAGCUAUGCCCAUGUCACUGAAAAAGACCUUUUGGAGAUAGCAAAUGGGAUUUCCCUUAGCAAAGUGAAUUUUGUUCUGGUGCUUCGCCCUGAUAUUGUGAGCUCGGAGGAUGCUGAUCCAUUACCCGUUGGAUUUAAAGAAGAGGUUGCUGACCGUGGGAUAGUUAUACCUUGGUGCCGUCAGAAAGAAGUGUUGGCCCACCCAGCAAUCGGAGGAUUUCUAACCCAUUGUGGGUGGAAUUCUAUACUUGAAAGCGUAUGGUGUCAAAUACCGUUAUUGUGUUUCCCUCUGUAUACUGAUCAAUUCACAAACAGGAAAUUAGUGGUUGAUGAUUGGAAGAUUGGGAUUAAUUUGAGCGACAAGAAGGUGAUCACCAAGGAGGAGGUUUCAUAUAAUAUUAACCGUCUGAUGUAUGGAGAAUCAGAGGAUGAAAUCAAGAACAGAAUUAAGGAGCUGAAGAAGACAUUGGAAGAUGCAGUGUCACCUAGUGGAUCAUCAGAGCAAAAUUUGAGCCAAUUUAUCAAGAAAUUGAUGGCCAAGAUUUAAAACAUAGCCCAAGCCAAAGAACCACAAAAUCACAGCUACAUAUGCACCAUGUCUUUUUUUGUUAGUAUUAUGGGUAAACUGUAAUUUAAUC